AUGACGAACCGGCGCCUUGGCAAGGGUGUGAAGGUGAUGAUCAAGUCCGGCAAUGUGCCUGCCAUCAUCAAGGAGGCAGCGGGUGAGAAAACAUGGCUUGUCUUUCCUGUGGAUGAGACCGGCAAGACAAUUAAUCCCGAUGGGUCGGGGCGAGUUCUGAAAUCCCAACAAUUGCGGCAUCUCAAGGCUGGAGAGACAUUUCCGGAGCCCCAAGAGCAACCAGGCAAACCAAAGGCAACGAGUACUCGACAGCCAAAGAAGAAGAAGCCAACAACAACAGAAACGGAGCCUCCGAAAAAAGCAGCAGCCAAGGCUCCCAGCACCGAGGCUUCGGAUCCCACGGCUUCAACAAUCGAAGUGUCCCCACAACCUCGACCAUCGGCAGCCAAGAAGUCUUCACCAGCAGAAGUGCAACCUCCACCUGUGGUAGUCGUCGAUUCUCCCAAUGAGCCUCCCGCGGCUUCGUCCCCACCAAAACAGCAAGUCGUUGUGGAGGAUGUGGAUUCCGAAUCUGAGAGCGACGAUGACGAGCUUUUCUUAGCAGGAGUCCAUCGUCGGCGUGCCAAACUGGCAGCAAGGAAGGCGGAAGAAUCAAAUAAGGCAUCCCUCAAGUCAUCCGACAAUGAAGUCGAAGUCAUCCAAUCAUCCGACGAUGGAUCUGUCCAAUCAGCCAAGUCAUCCGACAAUGAAGGCGAAGUCAUCCAACCAUCCGACCAUGGAUCCGUCCAAUCAGGCAGCACCACUUCAUCCUUCCAGUCACAGAAGCAAGCAUCUGUCCAGUCAUCAAACAAUUCGUUUGUCCACGGAAGUGUAGGAAGCAACAACAGCAGCCUUCCCAAUAAUGUUGAAACCAGUGGCAGCGAGGACUCUGGCGACGUUUGCGAACCCACGGAUCAGAGAAUGAGUGAAGAUUUCCCCCAGCACAAUGGGGUUGACCUCGUGGAUGAAGAUGGCCAACCAGUGCUUGACCCCAAUGAUUUGUUAAUCAUUGAAGGAAUGGAGGAUGAGGACAAGUACGCAAAGAAAUGGAGAGAGUAUGAAGAAGAGAAGGCUCGGCUCCUUCGUGAAGGAUGGACUGUGGAGCGAAAACCUCCAAUGUCUCAAGCCAUCUACAAAGAUUCCAUCCACAUCCUUGACUCUCAUACGAGAUAUGCGACGCAUGACUUGGAAGCUUGUGGAAGAUUCCCAUCCUGA
Seminavis robusta is the source of this 1194-nucleotide messenger RNA. NCBI's taxonomy places the organism in Eukaryota, Bacillariophyta, Bacillariophyceae, Naviculales, Naviculaceae. The record is from the annotation of a GenBank genome assembly.